Cyphellophora attinorum is the source of this 504-nucleotide messenger RNA. RefSeq lists its product as uncharacterized. The coding region runs from base 1 to 504 and encodes 167 amino acids. NCBI's taxonomy places the organism in Eukaryota, Fungi, Ascomycota, Eurotiomycetes, Chaetothyriales, Cyphellophoraceae. The record is from RefSeq and is a predicted model, not a curated record. The transcript is spliced from 2 exons.
AUGUCCCCCGGCGGCGAUGGCAAAGUCACAUUCGACACGUCCGCCCGAGGAGCUAUCCCCGGCAUCAAUCGCCUCGGCAUGCCCUUCGAGAGUCACCUGCCGGGGUGGCGCCUUGGGUCGGACAACGCCACUGGGCUGUUCUGCGACCAAGAUAGCGUCGUUCAAGACCAGGCCUUCUCCAGCGAUGCUGGCCAGCCAAAGCGUGCUACCUUGGAAGGCCUUGCGCUGUUUCGACUCAAAUCCACGCAGAACAAAUCCGAGAAGCACACGGGUCUUAGUCGCAGCCACUGCACAGCAGUCACGGGUGCGCAAACACUCCCCGACGGUCACCUGGUCCGCUUCGACGGCAUUCGUGAUGCUCAGAAAGCUGUCGACACCAUCGUUGAUAACGUCAACGACGCUGAUGUAUCUUACCUUGACCCCAAUGCCGUGGCUCGCAUCCGAGGCUUUCCAGAUGCCAAAAUCAGCAUCUUCGGCGGUCGCGUUGCCUUGGGCAUAAUGUAG